AUGCUCUUCAUUGACUACAGCUCAGCAUUCAACACCAUAAUCCCCUCCAAACUGAUCUCCAAGCUCACCACAUUGGGCCUGGAGAAGUCCAUCUGCUGCUGGAUACUGGACUUCCUCACCAACAGAUCACAUGUACACAGCUUUAACAUCAUCCUCAAGUAUGCUGAUGACACCACCAUCCUGGGCCUCAUUACCAACAACGACGAGAGUGCCUACAGAGAGGUGAUGGAGCGCGCGGUGCUGCAGCUGAGCGCCCCCCUCCUCCUCCUCCUCCUCCUGCUGGGGGGCCCCGGACGCUGCGGCGCCUCCUUCGUGCCGUGCGAGCCGUGCGACCCGAAGGCCCGCUCCAUGUGCCCCCCCGUGCCGCCGGGCUGCCAGCCCGUCAAGGAGCCCGGCUGCGGCUGCUGCCUGACGUGCGCGCUCGAGGAGGGCCAGCAGUGCGGCGUGUACACGGGGCCGUGCGCGCGCGGACUCCGCUGCCUGCCCAAGGACGGCGAGGAGAAGCCGCUGCACGCGCUCCUGCACGGCCGCGGCGCGUGCAGGAGCGAGAAGCUGUACAAGCUGCUGCACCCGUCCAAAGAGCCAACACAAACCAAGGUACCUUUAUAUGGACAUCACAUCAGCAGUCGCAAGGCCCAGGCCAUGAAACUAGCCAAGGACCGCAUGAAGCAUUUAGCCAGACCGGGACCCAUCAGUAACCGAGAUCCAGCACCAGCCCUGGAUAAACUGGAACCAGAAAUUGGACCCUGCAGGAGAAAAUUAGAUGGUCUCAUUCACAGCAUGAGGGACACUUCUCGGGUCUUAGCUGUUUCUUUGUACGUACCCAACUGUGACAAGAAGGGCUUCUUCAAGCGCAAACAGUGUAAGCCGUCUCGUGGUCGGAAACGAGGUAUUUGCUGGUGCGUGGACCGCUUCGGCGAUAAAAUCCCCAGCAUCAACUACGCCGGUGGAGAACUGCAGUGCAAAGAUCUGGACAGCAGCAACAGCAGCAAUAAAUGAGGGUGAACCACUGAGCCCAUGUUUCUCCUCAAAACCUGCCAAACAAGCUAGAACUCUUUAUAACUGACAUUCAGGAGAAUACAGCACAAACACUUUUUGAUGUAGGAGAAUGUGAUGGAUUGUAUUGUUCAUUGUGAAGUGGAGCCAAACUGAAAAGGUUGUUUAAGUGAAUGUCUGUGUAUGUAGAUCUCGACUGUGGCUUCUGCUGUGUAUGUCAAUAUGAGUUUAGCAACCAUUUUACUUUAUGUAUCUUAGACAAGACAUAUUUUAAAUGUCACUUGGUAAUGAUAUUUUUCAAAUGUUUGAUCUAAAGUUUAACAAUCACCAUGGCCAAAAAUGGACAUAUUCUAAACCUGAUUUGUCUUAAUUAGGACUUUUCAAUGUUAAAUGCGAGAUUUAUGUGAAAUACAGAAUUUCACCUUCCAAUGUAGAGAAACCUAUAUGUGUAGAAUAAUUGGGUAAUUCUGGAAAAAAUGUUUAAACCUUGACUUCCGAAGUCCAAUCAGUUUCUUUAAAACAAACGUUUAGAACAAUUUGUUAGCUAUGGAAUCGUGCUAAUCUCUCAAAAUGGUUGAAAGUAACGUUUCUUGAAUUACAGCUUCUCUACUUUGAGUUAAAUUCAAUGAAGCGUUCUUCCGUACAUUUUAUUGUGAGACAAUACUAGUUUUAUGUGGUUGCCAGAUUGGUAGAUACUCAG
Messenger RNA from Nematolebias whitei (Rio pearlfish), 1696 nucleotides. It is a transcript of the gene igfbp5a, whose product is annotated as insulin-like growth factor binding protein 5a. The record is from RefSeq and is a predicted model, not a curated record. Gene Ontology annotation, cellular component: extracellular region. Gene Ontology annotation, biological process: regulation of insulin-like growth factor receptor signaling pathway. NCBI's taxonomy places the organism in Eukaryota, Metazoa, Chordata, Actinopteri, Cyprinodontiformes, Rivulidae. Gene Ontology annotation, molecular function: fibronectin binding; insulin-like growth factor I binding; insulin-like growth factor II binding. The coding region runs from base 1 to 999 and encodes 332 amino acids. The transcript has 6 exons.